Molecule: messenger RNA, 1440 nt
Organism: Pseudomassariella vexata
Lineage: Eukaryota; Fungi; Ascomycota; Sordariomycetes; Amphisphaeriales; Pseudomassariaceae
Exons: 4
Coding region: 1-1440 (479 amino acids)
Biological process (GO): adenylate cyclase-activating G protein-coupled receptor signaling pathway; cell surface receptor signaling pathway
Cellular component (GO): plasma membrane
Molecular function (GO): G protein-coupled receptor activity
Source: RefSeq, a predicted model, not a curated record
AUGGGCCUGGGCCCCGAGGACCUUCCGGCGGAACCGUCGCCUUUCACGAGAGGGCAAAUAGACAUCAUUGUCGUUUUCGAGAGGACCGGCGCCGCGCUCUCGAUCAUAGGGGUUCUCCUGAUUUUCUUCGCCUUCGCCGCGUUCAAACGCCUUCGUUCAGUACCCAAUACUUUCAUAGUAUUUGCAUCCAUCGCCAAUCUUGGAGCUAGUGCCGCCUGCUUGAUAGGAUACAGUGGGGUCACACAGGGAGAGGAAAGUCACUUGUGCCAGGCUCAAGCUUUCAUGUUUGAACUGUUUAUGCAAUCAGAUCCAUGGUGGUCCUUUGCCAUGGCCGUCAACGUCUACAUGGUGUUUUUCUUUGCUGCAAAUCCGAACAGCUUCCUACGAUACUGGUGGGCCUACUUCUUCGUCUGCUACGGAGUGCCCUUCAUCCCAGCGCUAUGGUUGAUCCUCGUUCGUGAUAGUCGUGGCGGGGUUUACGGCAAUGCAACGAUCUGGUGCUGGAUUGACAAAGAUUGGAGCAACCUGCGCAUCUACACCUACUACCUCCCCAUAUGGGUUUGCAUCACGCUUUCGGCUUGCAUUUACAUCUCGGUUGGCUACUACGUCUUCAACCAGCGGAAUCAGCUUCGUAAUUUGUCGCUUAGUAACCCUGCGACGCGAGAUCCCCCAGACCAGCGCGAUUCGGGAGAAAAGAACCUCUUCACGAAUGCUGCGGUUAUGGGUCGUAUUGCUACUGAGGUAACACAAGUCACAACAGUCCAUCACACCCACGCCUGUGGCAGUGGAGAUGGGCCUAAGUCGCCCAGCGCCGCGACUGUAAACUGGUUUGAUGGGCCUGUGGAGAACCAGUCGUUCCCGGAACUUGGACUUGGCCACCAACCAUCGUCGCUGAAUCCGUACCACACGGUGACACGCAUCACGGCAGACCCGGUGCCGAAGCGACCGUUCUGGACCCGCUUCAGUCACGCCUACAACCGAUGGUGCUCCAAGUUCAAUCACAUGGACCCCGUCAAGCUCGCCUAUCUGCGUACAUCUUUCGUCUUUGCUAUAUCGGUUCUCGUCACUUGGACCCCCAGUUCCAUCAACCGCGUCCACGAUGUGAUCCAUCCGGGUACGGCCAGUUUUGGACUCAACCUCGCCAGUGGUAUCGUUCUGCCGCUGCAAGGCGUGUGGAACACCUUCAUCUUCUUCACGACGAGCUGGAAGACACUUAGAGAGGAGGUGCGGCUGCGAUGGGACAUGUGGAAGGGCCUGCCGCGUGGACAUCAGGCUGCAACUGCCGCGCGCACAGAGAGGGAAAGGGCCGUUGAGCUGGAGCGGAGGAUUGGUGGCCGGGACCGCAUACAGAAAGGGAGAGAUGACGUAUCGCUUCCAGACAGCUCAGUGACGUCAAGUACGAUGAGGGUCAUGAGGGACGGGUCAUUUACGAGCUUAUAA